Messenger RNA from Nicotiana tabacum (common tobacco), 477 nucleotides. RefSeq lists its product as uncharacterized. Lineage: Eukaryota; Viridiplantae; Streptophyta; Magnoliopsida; Solanales; Solanaceae. The record is from RefSeq and is a predicted model, not a curated record.
AUGAGGUCUGACCCGAGCACCAGAAAAUCCGACGCCCUCUGUGAAUUCCACCAGGAAAGCGGACACAAUACGGAAGAAUGCAUCGCCCUCAGGCAAGAGGUUGUGAACAUGUUGCGGCAAGGACACCUCAAAGAGCUGUUGAGCGAUAAAGAAAGAAACAAUUUCGCCAGAGGUCGUGAACGCCAAGGUCUGCCUAAGCUGCCAUCACUGGCUCGCACCAUCAACAUGUUCAUUGGCGACAACGACAACGCCUCCAUCAACAACGUUAAAUUCACUGCCACUCACAAGCUCAAAAGAUCUAUCACCCAUGAGCGAUAUGACAUACUCGAAGAAAGUAUCAUCUUCGACGAGUCAAAUGCCAACAGUUUGACUUCCCCUCACAACGAUGCUCUCGUCAUUACUUUACGAAUUUUAGAUACUAAUGUAAAACGUAUCAUGGUAGACGAUGGGAGGGGAGCAUGCAUUAUCCAUCCCUGA